Molecule: messenger RNA, 3109 nt
Organism: Morone saxatilis (striped sea-bass)
Lineage: Eukaryota; Metazoa; Chordata; Actinopteri; Moronidae
Gene: znf488
Product: PR domain containing 8
Exons: 4
Coding region: 122-1675 (517 amino acids)
Biological process (GO): regulation of DNA-templated transcription
Cellular component (GO): nucleus
Molecular function (GO): protein binding
Source: RefSeq, a predicted model, not a curated record
CAGUACGGAGGGAAGAUUCAGGCGGAUAAGUAACUCGUCACCAAGAAACGAGAGGGCAUCUUUAACGAGGUCCACUGCACCUGCUGCAACUUGCUGCCACACGGCACAGACAUCCUCCUCGAUGUCCGGCGGUUUAAUGAUGGAUCACACUUUCCUGCCUCGAUCCAUUUGGGCCGGUGACAGUAAAUUCCUCCAGCAUCCAGCGGAUCUCUACACCAGUGUGGUCGUUACGCGCAGCAUCCCUGCAGGCACGUGCUUUGGUCCAUGUGUGCUCCAAAACACUUUUUACGACACCAUCGCCUUCAUAGCGCAGAAAUCCUGCGACAAGAGAGCUAAACCCUAUGUGUUCAGGGUGGACCCCGAGGCCAUGCGUAAUUCUGCACUGGUGCUGUCCUGGCUGCGGCUCGUGCAGGCUGCGCGUAAUGGAGAGGAACAGAACACGGAGGCCUUCCUGAAAGCUGGUCAGCUGUAUGUGCGGACCAUCCGGGACAUCCGGCAGGAGGAAGAGCUGCUGGUUUGGUACGACCAAGAGCUGUCUCACCUACUGGGCUUCACAGACAUGACCAGGGGAUCAAGUGAAGAGUUCAGAUGUGGAAGAUGUAACCAGGUCUUUAAGAAUGAGUAUCCGUUCCUGGCUCAUUGCCGAUUCCUGUGUACUCAAGUUAAGAGUGACACCUGGGGCCGCGAGGUUUACGAGCACAAGCAUGUGGAAAUAAAGAGGCAACAUCGAGUGACAGAUUUCCACAACAUCGCCAGAGAUUUGGAACACAAAAAAUCUGGCAGCAACGAGGACGCGGAGAUUUACCCCAAGAGAAGGAAAUACGAGGAAACUCUUUAUCCUAAAGGGCGGAAGACGGUUCUGUUGGAGAAAACGAAUAUUUCAAAUGAUGACAAUAUUACGCAGCUGAGUAAGGGCUACGACCAGGCAGCAGGGGAUGCAUCUUCUUCUGCGGGGAAACUCAAAGUUGACAAGGUCAAACUGGAUCAUUUGGGAUGUAAGAAUGAUGCUUUUGCUGAAGCGGGGGAGGCCAAAGGGACUUUUACGCACGGCAGAGGGGUGGACGCACGGUCAGAGGCAGGUGAGAGCUCUGGUGUGCAUUCGGGCAGCACCAGUGCGUUUUCUCUGGUCCUGUCCAGCAGUCACGGCGAGCAGAAAAGCGCUUUCUGUAAACCGAGUAAAAGGACUUCUCCUAUUAACCCUCAGGCGCAUCUCAGCAGCGCUUCAACAGCCCCCUCUAGCCGCCUCGAGGAGAUGACUGACGCCUUCACCCCCAGGACUGUUAUGGGAUACAACAAUCUGAUGACAUCCAACAUCCUGAGCGGUGACUUACAGACUCUACCCUCCCCGGUUGCUUUAAACAAUGCCUUCCAUUACGCACCGGAGCACUGGUCCAGGAACAUUGGCGUUCAGUUGCAGACCACAUCCUCUCUUACGAUCCUUCCGCCGACUUUCACCUCAUUCGGCGUGUCGGUGCAGAACUGGUGCGCCAAGUGCAACCUGUCCUUCCGCAUGACCUCCGACCUCGUAUUCCACAUGCGCUCUCACCACAAGAAGGAGUUCGCCGCGGAGUCUCAGGUGAGGAGGAGGAGGGAGGAGAAACUCACCUGCCCUAUCUGCCACGAAUACUUCCGAGAGCGGCACCACCUGUCCAGACACAUGACGUCUCAUAACUGAGACAAAAAGGGACAAAAAAAACAACUUUAUUUAUUUCCUUAAUGAUGCUCGUAUUUAACAAGUUUAGACUCCAGAUUCACGAGACUUUGGCGUGUAACAGUGAAUGUAGGUAGCUGUAAAGAAACUAGGACACACAUGGCCACCUCAGCCUGUCCACUAGGUGACGAUAGAGGUACGUGUAAGCUGAUCUCACUGCAGUUUGUUGUCUGUUCUUUAGUCCUGUAUGUUAGGUUGAUGAUUAUUUUGUGCCUUAUGGAACUCAGGAGGGGAAGAAAGACGGAGAGAUCUCGAGGACAGCUCAUGAUUGUCAUAAAUAUCUCGACGCAGUCUUCUUUAUUUAUCAGCUUUUUGUUCUGCUCUGAUUUGUACAAGAGGUGUGGAUUGAGUGUGUUUGCACAUUCGUUUUAAAAUCUGAAAUUGUGAGAAUGAAACAGACGUGUUGAGUAUUUUCUUUUGAUGGUUCAAAUUAGAGAGGGUGUCAGUUUUUGCCUGCUCCAACAGGCGGCAACUGACACUACCCUUUCUCCCCAAUAUGAAGAAUAUCUACCAGAUAUGUUUGCUUUUUGAUAAGACUGUCCUGAAUGAUACCAGCAUUGUGCAAUUUAUAGAAAAAAGAAUAGUGCAUGAUCCAAUGGGUGGGGGAAAAAGGUUUAUUCUCACUCUGCACUUGCCAGAGAAGUCAAGAGAGGAAAAAAAUGUUAAAAAAGAUGCAUCAGUACAAUAUCUGCAUGUCAUUUGAUAUGUUUCACCCGACGUUUCAGCAUGAUAUUUGAGAAGAAAAUGAGCUGAAACAAUAACAGGCUGAUUUCCAUGCUGCCACUCAAAAGUGACAUUUAAAUAGUUUCAUUGUUAUCAUUAUACAGACCUGGAUGGAGUCCACAUAAGCCCACUGCUUUGAAUUUGUGAUUUUAUGUUUCUCCACCAAUACUACGUCCCAUUCAGGUCAGGCUGCCGACAGAUGGACAUAAAUAGCCGUCUCUGUUUCAGGUAAAUGAGGCGGGAAGAAGGCAUGAAGUUCAUGGGAAAGUCAAGUCUGGACCCAGUUCAGUCGCUCUGUAACGUAAGCGGGGAUGUAAACCCGCCCUCACUGCUGUUAUCUACUUUUAUUUGAGUUGCAGAGUUUAUCCUCCCAGUCUCUAUGCGCCGCAGACUCAUUAGACAAUCACAAGGUGACUUCAGGGACUUCAUUAAUACUUUUCUGGAAGUCUUUCAUGGAUGUUUUGCUUGUGAUGAUGAUCAGUUGGAGAUCAUUACUCAUAUGUUUUACUACUGGUACUGAAACCUACACAAUACAUUAAACCUGCACCCAAAACACUACAAAAAUGUACUACUAACACACUGCAACAUGUUCAUAAUCCUUCAUUGAGUUUUAGACCCUCAUUUAUCUUUAGGCAGCCUGAAUAUUUUUUUGUUUCUAGACUAAAAUGGACUACU